Ictalurus punctatus (channel catfish) is the source of this 2357-nucleotide messenger RNA. It is a transcript of the gene tnfrsf19, whose product is annotated as tumor necrosis factor receptor superfamily, member 19. The transcript has 10 exons. Gene Ontology annotation, cellular component: plasma membrane. The record is from RefSeq and is a predicted model, not a curated record. Gene Ontology annotation, biological process: positive regulation of JNK cascade; positive regulation of canonical NF-kappaB signal transduction. Bases 554 to 1681 code for a protein of 375 amino acids. Gene Ontology annotation, molecular function: protein binding; signaling receptor activity. NCBI's taxonomy places the organism in Eukaryota, Metazoa, Chordata, Actinopteri, Siluriformes, Ictaluridae.
GAGCCGCAUCAUCAUACAGCCAACCGAGCAAACACCACACAGUCUCUCUCUCUCACACACACACACACACAGACGUACACACACACACACACACGUCACACGAACACAGGGACGAACUAGGAUCUUACACGAAUCGCACGUAUGUAAUGGUGUGCUCGCGAGCUCCAUCUUUUCAGGAUGAAAACUUGGGAAAAGGUGCAUCACUGAGAUCAGUGGGAAUAAAGCGCUUUUUGUCCGAGACCUGGUUAAAGCUUUGAUGCACGCGCUGAUCGCAGAUCAGAUUACAAGGGUCUGUCUGAUCGCAGGCACGCUGUCUUUGAUCUGAACACGGAGCUCGUGUUGGAUCCGGCACGGUGCUCUCUCUCUCUCUCUCUCUCUCUCUCUCUCUCUCUCACACACACACACACACACACACACACUCUGCGGAGGAAGAAACAAGCCGCUGUGAAAUGAGCGAGUGAAGAUACUGAAGAUCCUCCUGGACUACACUACUGAUAAUAAGACCCGGACUCAGGGACACUAUCACUUGUGUGUACGUGAGGAGAACUUCAGCAUGACUCUGGCAUCAGGACUCAGCUGCUUUCCUCUUCUGAAGACACUGUUCCUGCACUUAUUACUAGUUGCCAUAAUGGCAGAGGAAAGAAGAGCAUGCAGGGAGCAGGAAUACAAGGAUCAGUUUGGGAACUGCAUUGCCUGCAGGCAGUGUGAUGCCGGCCAAGAACUAUCAAAGGAAUGUGGCUUCGGCUAUGGAGAGGAUGCCUAUUGUGUGCCCUGCAAGGCUAGCCGCUUCAAAGAGGACCAAAGUUCGCAGAAGUGUAAACCAUGCCUUGACUGUGCCGACCUCAACCGCUUCCAGAAAGCCAACUGCUCCAGCACCAGAAACGCUGUGUGCGGUGAAUGCCUGCCUGGAUUUUACAGGAAAACAAAGCUAAGUGGAUUUCAAGACAUGGAGUGUAUCCCAUGUGGAGAUCCACCACCGCCUUAUGAGCCGCACUGCGGUGGACGUGUGAAUCUGGUGCCUAUCCCUUCCACAGUGACCAGCCCCAGAGACAUGGCACUGGCUGCGGUCAUCUGCAGUGCUCUGGCCACUGUUCUCCUGGCUCUGUUCAUCCUUUGUGUCAUUUACUGCAAGAGGCAGCUCCUGGAGAAAAAGCCUGCAUCACUCAGAUCUCAGGAUGGUUCUUUUAUUGGAGCUGAGCUGGCCUAUAUGGAUCCGCGACACGUUCUGGACUUUCCCCAGCGGCCCUGCUGCUACUGUCAGCACAUCCCUGAGCAAACAUGUGCAGGUCCUGUGCACCUGCUUCCCUCCCUGUGCUGUGAAGACACAUAUGGCCAGAGACUUGGCCAACACAACAGUCCCUUUCAGUCACAAAGCAGUCUGAAUGAGAGACUAGUACAGCAGUCAGUGUGGAACAGCCAGUGUGAUAUGCAACAAGCUACUGAAACUCUUCCUGUGGAGUUCUCCGAGGAAUUACCACUUAUGGAGAUCACUGUAGACAGGACUCACUUCAGGCCACAGCCCACAAAUAGCAUCAACUCUUCCUCUGAGGAAGAUGAGGAGGAAAAUGUGAGCGAGAGAGAGCAGCACGGCUUGCCUUUGGUCUCCACUAAGCUCUCUUCAGAGCUUUUACAGGAUGAAAGCUGUUUAGCAGAGCAACAUCUGUCUACAGUGGAAGGAUGAACUGGCUUUAUUUAACGCACGUUUACCAUAAGAACUGCUCUGGAUGUGAAAAGGAGGCACCGAGGAAGAUGCCAGCUCAGAUUAUGAGGCCACACACAUACACACACAUCCUGAAAGCCAGGUGAUGUGCUCUAUCUCCCCAGCAGCCUGUGGCCCAUGGCUAUCCAGCUCAAAAUCAGACCAGACACUGUACAUAAACAUUAACAUGACCCAUAGAAAAAACCCCAAAAUAGACUGAGGAACCCAAACAAACAAACAAAAAUAUUUGUGCAAUGCCACACUGAAUUGGAAGUGACCUGUAAAGAGUGAUGAAGCUGAAUCAGACUAUUUUUUAAAUUUGCAUACAGGACUUUGACUCUGAAACGAACAGAAGUAUAGAGAAAUGCAGACUCCUGCAAUUUUCUGAGUGAAAAUAUUUUGAAGAGCCAUGAAUGUGUAUUACUCUGUUACAAUUUGGAAAAUCUGAACAUGCAAGACAUUAUUAUUGUGCCAUUUCCUUGUUUUUUCCCCCCCUUGUAGAUACUGUAUUAUAGAAAAUAGAAGGAUAAUAUUUUUCUAAUGUAGAUAGCCCAUGGUCAGUCACUUUUUCAUAAUUACAGUUAAUGAACACUUGCAUUCUUUGUUGAACAUGAACUUUAUUGCUCUUCAUAUUUGUAAAUAAAUAAAGAUCACUGAA